UACUUGUCUUUUCUACUAGAUAUAAACAGGUUUAUAAUAUAUGAUGGUAUUUUAAACUUUGGAGUUAUUUUGCUAAAAAUGAUUUAUUUCUAAAUAUAAGUAUUUGUAUAACAGAUUAUAUAAAUCUGUAUAAUCUGUUUUGUAUAACAAAAAACACAGAGUAAUAGAUUUAGAAUUAUAUAUUCUAGUAGAAGCCAGAAUGUUCCGGCAAUUACAGGCUAUUGUGACAUCAUCAAUUACAUCACAAUACCCUAUUAUGACAUCAUCAAUUACAUCACAAUACCCUAUUAUGACAUCAUCAAUUACAUCACAAUAGGUUAGUAUAUCAGACUAUUGUGACAUCAUCAUUUGGCUGAAUCCCUAUUAUGACAUCAUCUGUGACAGUUAUGCAGUGUUAAGGAUUCACAGACACCUGUCAUUAUUGUCUAAGCUUACGUUGAGAGUGGAAGCACGUUUGUGCCAAGCUCUUGCGUAAAUUUAGAAAAUGAAAAAUUUAAAUUUAAAUAAUAAUGAAAUACAUAUUAAUAUUGAAAAAGAAAAGAAACCAGUUAUAUUAACGAAGAAAAUGAAAAGAAAUCAGCCAAAGACUAGUAAGUAACUUUUUAGAGAUAGAAUGAUAGAUAAAUGAUAAUAGAACCAGUAGUAGAUACACAUAUGAUUGAAAUCAUCCCAAUGAUUGCCUUUUAUUGAAUAUAAUGAUGGCUGUACAGAUCCUCUUGUUAGCUGUAAAUGUGGGAGAGUCUAUUGCCAUUUACAUAGUUAUAUUUUUAGAAAUGUAAUGUUAUAAUUCAUAGGAUUUUAGCGCAUGUCUAUAUUGGGCAUUAUAUAACCAGUAGCUUUUUUAUGUAACAGUGUAACAGUGUUUCCUGGAUUUGAUAGAAAUGUUCUCUGUAUUCCAAAUUGUAGUUGUAGCAGUAGUGAUGUUAGUAAUAUUUAUUUAUAUUUAGUUAUUGGGGUUUUCAGCAACCAAAUGCAAAUAAUUUGAAUAUUUUUGUAGUCACAAGUUCUGAUGAGCAGAAAGACCCUUUUAAUCUCCUGUAUCAAUCAGUAUUUAACCUGUAUGUAAGAUAUAUACACCCAUGCAUUAUACAGCGUUGGGGAAUUGUUUGGUUUUAUAAAUGGGUCUUACUAACAGACUCCAGCAAGCAAUGAUAAUUGUACUUAAUGAGUUGAUUUCUGUCCUUUCAGCAUUGGAACGGAUCUUGGCUAAAAUGCUCCCUACGUUGCUUUUCCGGUUUUUCUUCAGCAACAGUAAUGAAUAUUAUCAAGUGAAGUAUUUCCUUGGAGCAAUUGUUGGAUUGUGCAUCGGAAGCGCACUUUACUUUUUGCUGGUUUAUCCAUUAACCACCUUGAAUGACCAGAUCAAAGUCUGCAUAUUUAUUGUUAAUAAUGCUAUAUUUUCCUUCGGAUGGGCAAUGUCCACUAAUUUCCGCUGCUCGACAUUGAUGAUACUCCUGCUUAUCCUGUGCGAAAGUACAGGUGCCCUAACAACUACAGUUGCUAUCAAAGCAAUCACUGAUGGCCCUGUUCCUAAUAUGAUGAAAAAUAUAGAACUACUUGUAAUGAGCUUUGAGUGUACAGGAGAGAUGACCCUUAACCACACAAAGAUGAUGUACACAUCAAUGAUGGAACCUAUAAAGAGGAUAUUUGGUCAAUUGACGAAAAGGUCAUCGAAUUUAACAAAGGACACCAAAGAAAUAACUGAUGAUUUCCGUGAGGUAGAAGAAGAAGUUGAAAGCACUGAGGGAUACGACAAUGUGAGAGAGAAAGAACUGAUAAGGGAAGAAAUCGAGAGAAACAAAACGUUACUAAUGAAUACUCAGAAGAAAUUUAGCAUGAAGACUUUCCUGCGCUGUGAACAUCUCUUUGAAAUGGGCAUAGGGAAGUGCCAUGAAUGGUUUGAUCAGAAAUAUGAUGAAUGCAUGGAGACAAUAUGGUUACCUGUUCUCAAUCAUGCAUUGUGCUGGCCAAUGAAAUUGAAAUUUGUCUGCGGCGCUUUAAAUUGGUUCCUGCCAUUGUGCAAGAAGCACAUCCGCAUCGACCCUUUGUUUGGAGAACUCUAUGAUAAUAUCAGUGGGGCCAUUGACACAUUCAAGCAAAAUGUCACUAUAGAUGUUCAAAUUACGGUCAGAAACAAAACCAUAUUUGAUACGACACUGAAGAAAGUCAAACAAAAUGUGUCCGAAACCGUUGAAGAGAGCGAAUCAGUUUCACAGAAAGCUAUGAAGGCUAUAAAAAUAGUUUUGUCUCUACUCUUCCUCCAAUACAUCAGUUCAGCUUUUGGCUAUGUUGAGAAUUACAAUUCAAACCUUCGCCACGACAAUGUGUACAUAACAACGUACUUCAAACAAAUCGACGCUCGUAGGAGGAAGCAGGGAAAGAGGCACCUGCUACCGCUGAAAAAAGGGGAACGUGCAGAUUUAAUUUACCCAAUAAACUUUGCCCUCCAUGGACCAGAGGUGAAAGCAUUGACAAGCGCUAUGAUAGGGUGCAUUCCGCUGAUUGUUAUUUGCCUGCUUUUACUUGGACUGGAUUUGGGUGUCCAAAAUAUCAUGGACAUUACUAUCAAGCAUUCCAAUAUUAGCUACAACUUUGGCUUUAAACACAAUCUAGAAGUGAUUGUUGGUGGCACCGGAUUCCUGGCAAGAUUUCUCCGGAACACAAUUGGAAAUAUCAAUACGUCCUCUAAUGCGCUUCAUGUGACCAAUAAUACUGUUUGUCUGGCGCAACCGAUUCAUCUGACGUCCCAGCAAUAUAUCGGCACUUGUUUACUACUGACCAUCACGCUGAUCCUUCCUUUUGUCCAGAUAUACAUGAGCCGACUGUGCAGAGUCCUGGCUGCUUACUUUUACCCUAAGACGGAGAAAAGGCGAAUUCUCCAUCUCUAUAAUGAGCUACUGAGGUACAGGGACCUGUAUUUAAAUAUAAAGAGGAAGAACUUAAUGAUCACUGCCAACCGCCACAGAAACUUUAUGAUGUCUAUACCUGGUAUGCUAUUCCGACAAAUGAAAUGGCUGAGAGUCAUUAUAAAGCGACGCUGUUUGGUUUGUAAUGCCAAAGAAACCAAGACUUCCUAUAUUUGCAAGACAUCAAACUGUGACACAGCCUACUGCCUCGACUGCUGGAAGGAGAUAAAGAAAUGCUGCUUUGUUUGCUUACCAGAUGAUUUAAUUGAAAAUUACUUCUGUGAAGAAUAAUACUACAGUGAUGGCGGCCCCUCCCCCUUUUUAAAAAAAUGUUUUGUAUAAUAUACUUUUUUUAAUAUAUUUUGUAAAAUAUAUUAAACAUAUAUUUUAUAUAAUCAGUAUUUAAUAAACUUUAAUAAACUUUUAUAAAUAUGUGUCCAUUGUAUUACCCAGUCACAGAGCCUCUCACAUCUGCUGAUAGCUGCAGUCAUUUUGUUUCUGGCUGCAACACAACAAACAGGGUGCCCCCCCUCCAGAUUCAGCCAUUCUGCUCGCCAUCUUUGUAGCCAUUCUAAGGAACUUGACUGGCACUGACUUGUGGGCAGGGUCGCCAUCAGGGGGGGAUGGGGGAGAGUUGUAGGGGGCCCCGAGGGUAAGUGGGGCCCGGCCACGCCACACUUACUUGAUUAG
Messenger RNA from Xenopus laevis (African clawed frog), 3596 nucleotides. Its product is annotated as E3 ubiquitin-protein ligase DCST1-like. NCBI's taxonomy places the organism in Eukaryota, Metazoa, Chordata, Amphibia, Anura, Pipidae. The record is from RefSeq and is a predicted model, not a curated record. Bases 1119 to 3197 code for a protein of 692 amino acids. The transcript is spliced from 15 exons.